Molecule: messenger RNA, 375 nt
Organism: Papaver somniferum (opium poppy)
Lineage: Eukaryota; Viridiplantae; Streptophyta; Magnoliopsida; Ranunculales; Papaveraceae
Product: nuclear transcription factor Y subunit C-1-like
Exons: 1
Coding region: 1-375 (124 amino acids)
Biological process (GO): regulation of DNA-templated transcription
Cellular component (GO): nucleus
Molecular function (GO): protein heterodimerization activity; DNA-binding transcription activator activity, RNA polymerase II-specific
Source: RefSeq, a predicted model, not a curated record
AUGAGACAACCAGGUGUAUAUUCAGGAAUGCUUUCCGGUGGUAUAUCCGGUAAGACAGGUCCACAUUCUUUACCAUUAGCAAGAAUAAAGAAGAUAAUGAAGAAAUCUGGGGAUGACGUAAAAAUGAUAUCAGGUGAAGCACCAAUUUUGUUUUCAAAAGCUUGUGAACUAUUUAUAGAAGAAAUAACAGUCAGGUCAUGGAUGAAGACACUUCAAGGCAAGGGAAGAACAUUACAUAAAGAGGACGUUGCAUCUGCCGUGAUUGAAACUGAUAUAUUCGACUUCCUUGUCGACACUGUGGUUCCAGAUCAAAGUUCUGCCAAGAGCAGUGAUGGUGAGAAUCAUAAGAGGAUCAUUCCUAAAACUACAAGUUAG